GGCCAGCUGCACCCCCACCCACCUGGAGGGCUCAGGGCUUGCAGGAACCCCAGAAUCUCUCUCCCUGGUACAAUCCCAAGAGGGGGAAACAUCUGUAUCUGGUCUCCUCAGACAACCCUUGACCUGCCAUGGGGUAGAUGGGCAGGAAAGGGGGCCUUUUGAUGUGGCUCCUCUGAGUCCUAGGGGUGCUGCUCUUGAGGGCCUCCUGGAGGAGGCAGACCCUAGCCCAAGUGAGGAGAUAGCAGGCCACUGUGCCCAGGGGGGCACCACGGACACUUCCAAUACUCCCCAGCCCCAAGAUUUGGGGAGGUCUGAGGCUGCCCUCAGCCUUCCAGUUCUGUCUCUCACUCCUCAGCAAGCAAAGGGAGACAGCCAUCAGAACCACUGGACAGAGACCCCUGCCUUGGGGAAGCCAGGGCUACCCCCUGCUGGCCCACUGCCAGCCAGGACCACCUGCUACCUUGUCACCAUUACCCUACAAGGAAAGAGAGGCGUGACUCCCGGGGAGGGCGGAGGAGAGCCAGAGUUAGUGCCGCCAGUGCCGUGGGAGCUGAAACCGGCCCAACCAGCUCCUUGCCCAGGCGGCCCUGAAGAAUUCCGGGGCUGCCGGGCGAGGGUGCAGGCCCCUCCCCAGGAGCCACGCCCCAUCACGGGGUGCCCCAACUCCCGGCCCUGGGAACCCCAGUUGAAACAGGACCAGAGGCCAAGGAGAGCUGGCGAGCCUGCUGGGAGCCGGGCCACCAAGCCACUGCGUUCUCUGGACAGAAGUGUUCUGGGGGUGCUGAGCAGUGAGGACAUAAAGAGCCCUCAGGGCACAGUGCCAGGCCCUGGCAUGGAAGAAGCGGGCACACACCCGGUCCGGCCAGAAUCUCGUGUGGUGAGUGCCACCCUGACCUGGCGGCAUCGGCCCCCUGCCCAGGAGGAGGUCCGGCACCGCUUACAUAAGGUCUCACUGGUCUCACAAGGAGGAAGUGCUGCCCCCCCUGAGGAAUCCUAUUCAUAUACCUACCAUCGAGAGGAGGUCAAUGGUGUUACCACAUGUGAAGAGGAGACUGUGAAUUCUCAGGUGCCCAAGAUCAGAGUUGGGGAGAGGCAGGAUGCACCUGAGGACCUAACUCUAGGUGAUACAAAGAAAUUCCUCAGUCACGAGCCCAUCUUCUCCAAGAAGUACACGCCACUCCCAAAGGAUAAGAAGCAACAUGGGAGGCCAAAGGAGACCAGUGGCCAGGUCUCCAGCAGCUCCCCUAUUCCUCAGGCAGAGACAUCAAGGCUCGGGGUCGCCGCUGGUGCACGGGGAGAGGGCCCCAUGGUGGGGCCCCGGGAGGCAAGCCCUCACCCUGGCCUGGGCUUCUCCAGCGGAAUUUGUCGGGGCGCUGAGGAGAGGCGGGUGACUCGGACUGUGCGCACCACGACAAUGGUGGGAGGGCAUAUAGAGAGGCGGACAAGCAGCAGCAGCUCUGUAGUGACUGGGCCCACGGGGGCUGAAGGUCUACCCCGGGGCCGACACCUCGCCCGGACUGUCCGAGCCCCCAUCCUGAGGGUGGUAGGCUCCUGUGCUGAGGGCUCCCCUUCACCCAGUCGGAGCCAGGCCCUGGAAAUCCUCACCAGUCUAGUACCCCCUGAGCCUCACCCCCCAAAAGCUGAGGCCCUGAGACAGAGUCGGCUACCCCGGGCCAUCCCCAGGUUCCAAGGGCCCCCCUCAGGCCAGGUGGGAGUGCCUGGGACUCAAGGACAGCUGCCAAAGUUUGUGGAGGCUAGCCAAGAAGAAGGUAGUGUCCCUGGGGCUGCUGGCAUCAUUACAGAUGCCUGUGACCCCAAAGAGAGGGAAGCACCAGCUACUAGGCUGUCUGAGUCUAGAGGUGGCCCUAUACCUCCUGAGCUUCCUCCUCAGGCUCCCCCCAGCAGGACCUCAGUCCCAUCUUCCCCUGGACUCCAGCACCUCAGCACCCUCACUGCCCCAGAGCCACCUACAAUGUGUCAUGGCCCCAGUGUCAAACUCUGCCUGGAGUCUAGAGUAUCCCCCACCAUAUCCCAGGUGAAAAGUGAGGUUGUCUUAAGCCCAGGGGCUCCCCAGUAUUCAUCCUCCAAGGGAACCGAGGUGGUCAUGAGCUCUGAAACCUCUCUUGUACCAUUCCCCCAAAGGGACAAAACUGUCCUAGAACCUAGACCUUCUCUUACCCCAUCACCCCAAAAGAAUGAGAUUGACCUGGGUUCUAGAGAACCUUUUGUCCCAUCCCCAACAAAGAUUGAGGUUGUCCUAGAACCUGGAACCCCUCUUGUCUCGUCUCCAGUGAAGACUAAGAUUGUCCUGGAACCUGGAACCCCUCUUGUCUCAUCCCUAGUGAAGACAAAAAUUGUCCUGGAACCUAGAACUCCUCUUGUCCCACCCCCGACAGAGACUGAUCUUGUCCCAGGACCUGGAAUCCCCCAUGUCCUAUCCCCAGUGAAGACUGAGGUUGUCCCAGAAUCUGGAACCCCUCUUGUCCCACUCCUAACAAAGACUGAGCUUGAUGCAGGAGCUGGAACCCCUCUUGUCCCACCCCCAACAAAGACUGAGGAUGUCCUGGAACCUGGAAUCCCUCUUGUCCCAUCCCCAGCAAAGACUGAGCUUGUCCCAGGACCUGAAACCCCUCUUGUCCCACCCCCAACAAAGACUGAGCUUGUCCCAGGACCUGAAGCCCCUCUUGUCCCACCCCCAACAAAGACUGAGGUUGUCCUGGAACCUGGAACCCCCCUUGUCCCAUCUCUGACAAAGACUGAGGUUGCGCUUGGGCCCAAAGACCCUAAUGCCCUAUCUCCCUUGGAGGCCGGGGCUUCCCUCCACCUUGGGCCCUCUCAGGCCCCUGCCCAGGAGUCCGUGGGAGAAGAAGAAGUAGAUCUAUCCGCUGACCUGGAGCUUUUCCUGGACACCCUUCGGAACAUGGAAGCCCCGGAGAUCCUGCGCACCCACAGGCUGCCCCGGGCACCCCGUUCCUCCUAUCUGGCUAUGUAUGCCACGCUGCCCGCCAUCGACGAGGACCAGACCUCAACUUGGACUGCAGCACCUGGACCGGAACCAGAGCCUGAGGCAGAGGCUGAGUCAGAUGAGGAGCCCGAGAACCCCUACCUCAGUGACGAUGAGAAGCUGCAACGGCGCCAGGAGAAGGCCAGCCCUGGGCCAGGAUUCUUCUGGGAAACCCGACCCUCGAGGCAGCCCUCGGCAGCCCGCUCCCCACUGGACAUGAUGAAGCUGCACGUGGCUGAUGUUCAGGGGCCACAGGCCACUGAGCCAGGCCCACGGGGCAGGGCUCCCGGGGCUCCUCCUUCCCGCCUUGAGGGCAGCCUCCUGUUUGGAGGAGGGGAAGUGCCAGCUCCUGCCACUCUGGGAGCUAAGUUAUCUUCCCUGCGACCCCAGGCAUCCCCUGUCCUGGAGAAGGGCCCUGGGCGCAUACCCCUGCUCUCCAGCCAAGGAAAGCCACAGGCCCAGGCUGAAACCAAGGCUUCCACUCAACUUCCUGAGGGCAGGAGUUGGGAAGAGAAGAAACAAGGAAAACGAAACACCAGACCAGGAAAGAUCAUCCUCUUCUCAGAGCCGGGCUGCCAGGGUGAAGCCCAGGAGGUCUGGGAUGAUGUCGCUGAUGCCACAGGCUGGCUUCCCCCUCCAGCUUCCCUCCGGGUGCUACGAGGAGUGUGGCUGCUAUAUGAGAAGGCUGGAUUCCAAGGUCAGAAGCUGGUCCUCCCCGAGGGGGACAUGGAGCUCAGGGUAUCAGGCACAGCAUGGAGUCCUCUGACCAUCGGCUCCCUCAGGAGGAUUGUCAGGGAUUACGUCACCCCGGAGAUCAUCCUAUUCUCAAAGGAGGGCAAUGAGGGUGUCCAGGUGAAGUUGACGGAAGCCUUAGAGGAUACCCAGGGGCAGGGCCAGCCCUUACUUGCAUCAUCUGUCACUGUCACUGCUGGAUUGUGGUUGCUGUACUCCAAAUCCUACUAUGCUGGGGUUCCCUGCAUCCUGGAACCUGGAGUCUAUCCUACCUCGGAAGCCUGGGGUUCUUCUGACCCUCACGUCAACUCUCUGAAGCCUUUGAGACUGGGUUGUCCCACUGUGGAGAAGCCAGGGGAGCCCAAGGCCCUGGUGUAUGAAGCCAAAGACUUCCAGGGACACUGCUGGGAAGUGAGCCGAGACAUCUAUGAUCUGAGGAGGCCAGAAGAUGGGCAGAGCCCCAGCUUGGGCACUGUGGGCUCCCUGUGCAUCCUUGGGGGCUGUUGGGUAGGCUAUGAGAAGGAAGGUUUCAGAGGACACCAGUACCUGCUGGAGGAAGGCGAGUAUCCAGAUUGGUACCACUGGGGUGGCUACGACGAAUCCCUGACCUCCCUAAGGGUCAUCCGCACGGACUUCUCGGACCCCGCUGUGAUGCUGUUUGAGGCUGCGGACUUUGAGGGUCAGAGUGUGGGACUGAGUGAGGCGCUGCCGGACGUGCAGCUGGCUGGACAUGGCCUCACCACUCAAGCCAUCCAUGUUCUGAGUGGCGUGUGGGUGGCCUAUGAACAGGUGGGCUUCUCUGGGGAGCAGUAUGUACUCGAGAAGGGCGUCUACCGAAAUUGUGAUGACUGGGGGGCUGGCAACAGCACCAUCACCUCCCUGCAGCCCAUUUUGCAGGUGGGGGAGCACAACCUACAUUUUGUCUCUAAGAUUCAGCUCUUCUCCGGACCUGAUUUCCUUGGGGACCACAUCUCCUUUGAGGAUGACCAGGCCUCUUUGCCCUCCUCCUUCCAACCCCAGUCCUGUCGGGUCCACGGUGGCAGCUGGAUCCUGUUUGAGAAGCAGGAAUUUGAGGGGCAACAGUAUGUGCUCUCAGAGGGAGAGUUCCCAACACUUACAGCCAUGGGCUGCCUGGCCUCCACUGUCCUGAGCUCACUGCAAAAGGUCCCCCUGCAUUUUUCAGAGCCAUCUGUCUUUCUGUAUGGGUUGGAGUGCUUUGAGGGAAAGGAGAUUGAGCUCAAUGGGGAAGUCCGGAGCCUUCAGGCAGAAGGCUUCAACAACCAUGUCUUGUCUGUUCGGAUCAAGGGAGGCGUCUGGGUGCUGUGUGAGCACAGCGAUUUCCGCGGUCGCCAAUGGCUGGUGGGAAGCACGGAGAUCACCAACUGGCUGACGUACAGUGGGACCCAGAGGAUCGGCUCUCUCUAUCCUAUCAAGCAGCGCCGAGUUUACUUCUGCCUGAAGAACAAAGGCCUGGGAAGGUGGCUGGCAGUGCCCGAGGAUGUGGAGGACAUGAAAGCUGGGAGGGUUGUGGUCUCGGAGGCCCGGGCUGGGGGCAGCUGUAUCUGGUACUAUGAAGAUGGGCUACUGAAGAACCAGGUGGCCCCAACAAUGAGCCUGCAGGUGAUUGGGCAGCCCAGCCCCGGAUCCAAGGUGGUGCUAUGGACCGAGAGCCGCCAGCCCAGGCAGACGUGGAGCAUCGACCCCUCUGGACACAUCUGCAGCGAAAUGUUUGAGGACAAGAUUCUGGAUGUGAAGGGUGGCCGGGGCUAUGACAGGGACCAUGCUGUGCUGUGGGACAGGACUGAGGACAGACCUUCUCAGAUCUGGGAUGUCCAGGUGCUCUGAGACCCUUCACUCCAGAGAACUUGGGUGGGGGCCAGAUAUUUGUACAGA
Dromiciops gliroides (monito del monte) is the source of this 5629-nucleotide messenger RNA. It is a transcript of the gene CRYBG2, whose product is annotated as crystallin beta-gamma domain containing 2. The transcript has 20 exons. The coding region runs from base 833 to 5581 and encodes 1582 amino acids. The record is from RefSeq and is a predicted model, not a curated record. NCBI's taxonomy places the organism in Eukaryota, Metazoa, Chordata, Mammalia, Microbiotheria, Microbiotheriidae.